AUGUUCCGACAGGCACUAUCAACUUCGACACGCUCGGCUGCACGGGCUUCCGCCAAGCAGCGCGGCACCGUUGCUCAAAUCCGUUUCGCUUCCGGAGGAUCUUCCUACAACCAGCCCACCGGUUACCUCUUUGGCGAGAAGGUCCCCAAGGGAGGCAAGCGACAGAAGGAGGACUGGGAGAACAUGUAUUACAUCGGUCUCUUUGGCGGUAUGGCUUUUGCCGGCAUUGUUCUUAUGUACAAGCCAGACACCAGCAUCCAAUCUUGGGCAAUGGUCGAGGCGAGAAAACGACUCGAAGCAUCUGGUGACGUUUGGCAGUACAAGCCUUCGCCAAACUCUGGCCACCCCAACGGCGUUUGA
Molecule: messenger RNA, 360 nt
Organism: Ustilago hordei
Lineage: Eukaryota; Fungi; Basidiomycota; Ustilaginomycetes; Ustilaginales; Ustilaginaceae
Exons: 3
Coding region: 1-360 (119 amino acids)
Source: RefSeq, a predicted model, not a curated record